This is a messenger RNA of Lepus europaeus (European hare), 1011 nucleotides long. It is a transcript of the gene VAX1, whose product is annotated as ventral anterior homeobox 1. The coding region runs from base 1 to 1011 and encodes 336 amino acids. Gene Ontology annotation, biological process: neuron differentiation; central nervous system development; brain development. Gene Ontology annotation, molecular function: DNA binding; DNA-binding transcription factor activity, RNA polymerase II-specific. The record is from RefSeq and is a predicted model, not a curated record. The transcript has 3 exons. Lineage: Eukaryota; Metazoa; Chordata; Mammalia; Lagomorpha; Leporidae.
AUGUUCGGGAAGCCAGACAAAAUGGACGUUCGGUGCCACUCGGACGCCGAGGCGGCCCGGGUCUCAAAGAGCGCGCACAAGGAAAGCCGCGAGAGCAAGGGCGCCGAGGGGACCCUCCCGGCCGCCUUCCUCAAGGAGCCGCAGGGCGCCUUCUCGGCGUCCGGACCCGCUGAAGAUUGCAACAAAAGUAAAUCCAAUUCCGCCGCCGACCCGGAUUACUGCCGCCGGAUCCUGGUCCGAGAUGCCAAGGGGUCCAUCCGCGAGAUCAUCCUGCCCAAGGGCCUGGAUCUGGACCGGCCCAAGAGGACCCGCACGUCCUUCACUGCAGAGCAGCUCUACCGGCUGGAGAUGGAGUUUCAGCGCUGCCAGUACGUGGUGGGCCGCGAGAGGACCGAGCUCGCCCGGCAGCUCAAUCUUUCCGAGACCCAGGUGAAGGUCUGGUUCCAGAACCGCCGCACCAAGCAGAAGAAGGACCAGGGCAAGGACUCGGAGCUGCGCUCGGUGGUGUCGGAGACCGCGGCCACGUGCAGCGUGCUGCGGCUGCUGGAGCAAGGCCGCCUGCUGUCGCCGCCGGGGCUGCCGGCGCUGCUGCCGCCCUGCGCCACGGGCGCGCUCGGCUCCGCGCUGCGCGGGCCCAGCCUGCCCGCCCUGGGCGCAGGCGCCGCCGCAGGCUCGGCCGCCGCCGCCGCCGCCGCGGCCGCUGCCCCGGGCCCUGCGGGCGCCGCGUCUCAGCACCCGCCGGCCGUGGGCGGCGCUCCGGGCCCCGGGCCCGCGGGGCCGGGGGGACUGCACGCGGGAGCGCCGGCCGCUGGUCAUGGCCUCUUCAGCCUGCCGGUGCCCUCGCUGCUCGGCUCGGUGGCCAGCCGCCUGUCCUCCGCCCCGUUGACCAUGGCUGGUUCGCUAGCCGGGAAUUUGCAAGAACUCUCGGCCCGAUACCUGAGCUCCUCGGCCUUCGAGCCUUACUCCCGGACCAACAACAAAGAAGGGGCCGAGAAAAAAGCGCUGGACUGA